CUCCCAUCUCCAAAUUCCAUUCUCCAUUUGCAUCGUUAGCUGAAUCAAGCCAAAUCAGCUGAAGAAAUGGGUGUUCACGAUCUCCAAUUGGAGAAAGCUCGAUUUCUAAGCUUGGCUCUCGAAUGCGGCUUCGACGAACAAUCGGCCGAGAAAUGCUUAGAUCGGUUGAUUUCUCUCUACGGCGAUGAUGGCCAAGAUUUUGUCACUGUGGAGUGCUGUGGUGAUGAAUUUCUUGCGGCACUAGCUGAAUCUAUGCAAGAUAGUGAGGAUUGGGAUGAUGAUUUGCAAGUCAUAGAAUCAGAAGCUUGUGGAGCUUUAAGUAAUAUAUUUGAGAAAAAUGAUACUAACAAUUUGGAGGCUGAUAAUAAUAACAAUGCAAGAGGAUAUAUUAAUGUUAUAGACCAUUCUCCUGAAACUAAAAAGCAACAGAGUUGGAUGGAGUUGGAUUCCUCUAGUGAUGGUGAAGAUCCAAACUUUUGUAUCGCAAAGGGAAAGGAUUCUGCGUCUACCGCCUCGAGCAAGCAUUUGUCGAUGUCUAUGGAUUGUAAGAGCAGUGUCACUCAAGGUUCAGUUACAUCAAUUUGCAAUAAGAAGCAACACCCACACACACAAAAAGAUGGACCUCGGAUUCUCUGUUAUGAAGAAUUGCAGGCUUUGGAUGACUUUGAACUAGCAAAUGUUGUUAUAUUUGGCAACAAGAAUUUUCGUCCACUGCAACAUCAGGCUUGUAAAGCAUCUGUGGCAAAGCAAGAUUGUUUUGUUCUCAUGCCUACUGGAGGUGGUAAAAGCCUAUGUUACCAGCUUCCAGCAACUCUAAAGCCCGGUGUUACAGUGGUUGUGUCUCCCCUUCUUUCCCUCAUUCAGGAUCAGAUUAUUACACUGAACCUCAAAUUUGGAAUACCAGCAACUUUUUUGAAUUCCCAACAAACUGCUUCCAAAGCUGCAGCUGUCCUUCAAGAGCUAAGGAAAGACAAACCAUCAUGUAAGCUCUUAUACGUGACUCCUGAAAGGAUUGUUGGAAACUUUGCAUUUCUUGAAAUACUAAUAUGCCUGCAUCGAAAGGGACAACUAGCUGGUUUUGUUGUUGAUGAAGCACACUGUGUGAGCCAGUGGGGACAUGAUUUCCGUCCAGAUUAUAGGGGAUUGGGGUGUCUUAAGCAGAAAUUUCCAGAUGUUCCACUGGUGGCUUUGACAGCCACGGCAACCCAGUCAGUUCGUGAGGACAUUUUAAAAGCUUUAAGAAUUCCAAAUGCUCUCAUACUUGAGACAAGCUUUGAUAGACCUAAUUUAAAGUAUGAAGUGAUUGGAAAGACCAAGGAAUCAUUAAAGCAACUUGGACAGCUUCUUAAAGAUCGUUUCAAGAAUCAAUGUGGAAUAGUAUACUGCCUUUCAAAAAAUGAAUGUGUUGAGGUUUCAAAUUUUUUGAAUGAAAAAUGUAAGAUUAAGACGGUAUAUUAUCAUGCUGGUCUGGCAGCUCGCCAAAGAGUUGAAGUUCAGAGGAAGUGGCGUAUGGGUGAAGCACACAUUGUAUGUGCUACCAUUGCUUUCGGGAUGGGAAUUGAUAAACCAGAUGUUCGCUUUGUUAUCCACAAUACAAUGUCCAAAUCAAUUGAAAGCUACUAUCAAGAAUCUGGAAGGGCUGGAAGAGAUAAUCUCCCUGCUGUGUGCAUUGCUCUAUACCAGAAGAAGGACUUCAGUCGAGUUGUAUGCAUGUUAAGGAGUGGACAAGGAUGUAAAGGGGAAAACUUUAAGACAGCAAUGGCUCAAGCUCAGAAGAUGAAACACUACUGUGAACUUAAGGCUGAAUGUCGAAGACAAGCCUUGCUUGAACACUUUGGAGAGUCUUUUGACCGAAAAGACUGCAAAUAUGGUUCUAAUCCAUGUGAUAACUGUCUCAGGACUUCCAUAUGAGUCUACACAUGCUGUUUUCAUUUGUAACUGGGAAAAUGUUCAACUUAGUUACUGUAGGUGGCCACAUUCUUCUUCUUUUGUGUGCAUUUGCACAUGCGUGGGGCUCCAUAACAUUUUACAUGAUGAAUGCUUACAACUUAGAUGACGUUUUUAAAGGAUGAAGAUGUGUAUAUUGUGUUUUGCCCAAGUCCUACUCGAAAGAGGAACCAAAGCCUACCUGGUCAUUAUCAACUAA
Messenger RNA from Hevea brasiliensis (rubber tree), 2146 nucleotides. Its product is annotated as ATP-dependent DNA helicase Q-like 1. Gene Ontology annotation, cellular component: nucleus; cytoplasm; chromosome. The record is from RefSeq and is a predicted model, not a curated record. The transcript is spliced from 10 exons. NCBI's taxonomy places the organism in Eukaryota, Viridiplantae, Streptophyta, Magnoliopsida, Malpighiales, Euphorbiaceae. The coding region runs from base 67 to 1911 and encodes 614 amino acids. Gene Ontology annotation, molecular function: four-way junction helicase activity; nucleic acid binding; 3'-5' DNA helicase activity. Gene Ontology annotation, biological process: double-strand break repair via homologous recombination.